UCUGGGCUGAUGGUUAUCCGAAUGUGGCUCACGGGACCGGGCCAUGUUAUGUCGUUUGAAGAAUAAACGUGUGCUCGAUUCGGGGACAGCUGAAAUUUAAACGAAAUUUUUUGUCAACAAGAUUUUCGAUCAGACGUUCAUGAACCAGGGUAACAACGUGGAAUGUUUAGGUUAAAAUUUACAAGCAACAUCACAGCUGUCAUGUCAUGUGACAACUCCAUUGCAUGAUUCAAAGUCACGUGGUCUAGAAUAAAUAAAUUUGAUUGUGUCUUUGCAUCACCAAUGAAUCCAGUUCACCAGUUCAGUUAGAAAUUUAAUUUCACCUAGAUCUCAAGACAAGGAUAUUUAAGUACAAGUACAUCCAAGAGUUUACAAAAUGCUCUUAACAUUUAGAAUCUUUGACACGAUAAAUGUCGUCUUGAUAUUUAUUGUCACCACUUAUUUGCAACUUUUGUGUCACUCGGAGCUCAAUCAGUCGGGAUUAAAAAAUCUAACGGAUAAUCCGGAAAAAAAUUCGUCGCAAAGUUUACUGAGAUCCAGCGAAUUUAAAAAAAUAUACAAACAUCAAAGGCAGAGUAUUAAAGUCAGGAAAAGAUUAAACGGGGGUAAUUAUAGAAAUUGGAGUAAAUGGUCGCCUUGUACUAAAUCAUGUACGACGCAGCGUCAAAGAUGGUGUAAAGAACCAGGUACUUGUGAUCGUGACGUUAUAAGAGAAACUGCUUACUGUUAUGUAAAAGGAAGCUUCUGUCAGAAGUGGAUCUACCGAAAAGUCCGCAAAGGACAAAAAAAGUAUCCAGACUCUGGUGCAGUUACUAAUGAUCUAUUAGAUGAGCUGCAAUCAAGCUCGGGCACAAUAAAUAAUUAUAAUUACAAUUAUAAUAACUUUAAUGAUGAUAACAAUAAUUGGAGAUGCGGGGUCACUGAUCAAGAGAAACACAAGUUAUCGUAUUUAUUGAGGAUAAUUGGUGGACAUCCGGCAGUGGCUGGCAACUGGCCUUGGCAAGUCGCUAUCCUUAAUCGAUAUCGGGAGGCAUUCUGCGGCGGGACUUUGGUAUCUCCAAAGUGGGUACUUACGGCAGCGCACUGCAUUCGCAAGCACAUUUACGUUCGCAUUGGCGAGCACGAUCUAACGGUAAAAGAAGGAACGGAGCUUGAGUUUAUAAUAGACUCAUCUUUAUCGGUGAAAAUUCACCCAGACUACGACACUGAUACGGUUGACAAUGAUGUAGCACUUAUUAGUUUGCCUUACUCAUUAAAUCCAUCAGCCUCGCGCGGCAUCGCUUGUUUGCCUUCUCCUAAUCAGCCACUUCCUGUUAAUCAACUCUGCACAAUUAUCGGCUGGGGAAAAUCUAAAACAACAGACAACUUCGGCACUGAAGUUCUGCACGAAGCCCGUAUACCCAUUGUCUCGUCCGAAGCCUGCAGAAAUAUGUACGAGGACUAUAAAAUAACCAAUAAUAUGUUUUGCGCGGGAUAUCAUCGCGGUAGAAUGGAUUCCUGUGCGGGUGACAGCGGGGGCCCGCUUCUCUGCAGAGACCUCAGUAGGCCUAAUCAUCCUUGGACGAUUUUCGGCAUCACGAGUUUCGGUGAAGGCUGUGGCAAACGCGGUAAAUUUGGUAUUUAUGCCAAAUUGACAAACUACAUCAACUGGAUUGCUACUGUCAUGAAGGAUUCUUAAUAAAUAUAUAUAUAUAUAUAUAUAUAUAUAGAUAUAAAUAUAUAUAUAAGCACAACAGAAUCCUGUCUCUUAAUCAAUGGCUCCAUCGUCCGUGGUAUUUACCAACAAUUAUAUAUC
Molecule: messenger RNA, 1795 nt
Organism: Microplitis mediator
Lineage: Eukaryota; Metazoa; Arthropoda; Insecta; Hymenoptera; Braconidae
Product: serine protease 1-like
Exons: 8
Coding region: 377-1678 (433 amino acids)
Biological process (GO): proteolysis
Molecular function (GO): serine-type endopeptidase activity
Source: RefSeq, a predicted model, not a curated record